Phaeodactylum tricornutum CCAP 1055/1 is the source of this 1202-nucleotide messenger RNA. RefSeq lists its product with no specific name. The transcript has a single exon. The record is from RefSeq and is a predicted model, not a curated record. NCBI's taxonomy places the organism in Eukaryota, Bacillariophyta, Bacillariophyceae, Surirellales, Neidiaceae. Bases 54 to 1202 code for a protein of 382 amino acids.
CAAGCAAGCAAUCGAGACAAACAUACAAACACACACAAUAGAUAGAUACCGGCAUGACGGAGGAAACCGACCACACGGCGACCGACGAGUGGGAUUGGGAUUUUGCAGACGACGACCUUCCGCAAGCGGACGAUGGGCCCUCGGUGGAACCGUGCGAGUCCUCCCCCGUCGAUUCGCCAAUCCAAGCAGCGUUUCCGAGAGGCACCGCCAGUGACACGCCGGAAAUCGACUAUCGCAUCCACGGCAACGACCAUGCCUUCAAUGAUCUUCGUGAUCCUUCACGACGAUCGAUAACCCCUGCUGGGCCUACCGACAAUGCGAACAAUCUCUCGACCGAGCUCGACCAGCCUAUUGUAGACCAAGACUCCGACAAUCUUCUGAAUAUUUCUACCGACUUAAUACUAGCUCCAGCACUGACCAUCGCGGCUCCUUUACCCAAUCAUUCACUGCAACUGCUGUUUCAAACGGACGAAAAGACCGUCUCAUCGCAACUCCAGCGAGUGGAAGAGAAAACACUCCGGCGACAACAAACCCGGAACAACCAAAUUCAUCAAUUGAGCCACCAACUAGCGAUGCUUUCGGCUCGCUUGGCACACGAGCACAUCAAUCGUGACGCGGCCCUGCACACGGCGUGGAAAACUUCGCUAGUGGAACGCUCGCACCGAUUGUUGGACGACUUGGCCUUGCUGCAGGACCGGGAUGCCGUGCCUGUGUCCUCGCCGCAACAUUGGCGACAAAUCCAUCAUCGGCUGGAAAAGCUGGACACACAAAUGACGCAGUCGAUGUUUGUCGAUCUCCCCAAUCUGCAAUCGUCUCUGUCGCUAGACGAAGCUAUCGAUGCUUGGAAAGCCGACGAUCGGCUCGCACAACACGAAGCUGACAAAUGCCAACGGGCUUUAGUACGGCGGUUCGAGCAUUGGGCAGGGAUUGUGACGCAACGGCGGUGUGAAAGUUCCGCCGCCAAUCACGCAACCUUGACGUUGCUGUCGGAAAAUGUUGCCAAGCUUUCCACGGAGGAUUUGGACGAUCAGCCGAAAAUGGCGGAGGAUCUUAUCCAGCAAAUUCGGAAUGUGCGUGCUGCGCUGCAGGAGGAGCGAGCGACUCGGAAAGCACAAGACGAAAAAUUGCGGAUGUUGAUUGAAAGGCGAGUGAACGCUCUAAAGGACGCAAUUGUGCAAGUUCAUGGUGAUAACGAUUACUAA